This is a messenger RNA of Cricetulus griseus (Chinese hamster), 1774 nucleotides long. The record is from RefSeq and is a predicted model, not a curated record. Lineage: Eukaryota; Metazoa; Chordata; Mammalia; Rodentia; Cricetidae.
GGAAGUCCUCGCUUAUGCUCUCCUUACAGUUCCGGUGACGCUCCCGGAGUUUGUUUACGUUCCUCGCAGACCCAGCGGCGGGCUUCUCCCUCUCGGACUCCAAGAUGGGGAAGUCGUUCGCUAAUUUCAUGUGCAAAAAGGACUUCCAUCCUGCGUCCAAAUCCAACAUCAAGAAGGUAUGGAUGGCAGAACAGAAAAUAUCAUAUGAUAAAAAGAAACAAGAAGAACUAAUGCAACAGUACCUUAAAGAACAAGAGUCGUAUGAUAACAGAUUGCUUAUGGGAGAUGAGCGUGUAAAGAACGGCCUGAAUUUCAUGUAUGAGGCCCCACCAGGAGUUAAAAAAGAAAACAAAGAGAAAGAAGAAACAGAAGGAGAGACGGAAUACAAGUUUGAAUGGCAGAAAGGUGCUCCAAGAGAAAAAUAUGCCAAAGAUGACAUGAACAUCAGAGACCAGCCCUUUGGUAUUCAGGUUCGAAAUGUAAGGUGUAUUAAAUGUCACAAGUGGGGUCAUGUGAACACAGAUCGAGAAUGUCCUUUGUUUGGUCUUUCUGGAAUCAAUGCAAGUUCAGUUCCUACUGAUGGCUCAGGGCCGUCGAUGCACCCCUCGGAGCUAAUAGCGGAGAUGAGAAACAGUGGGUUUGCACUGAAACGAAAUGUACUGGGGAGAAACUUGACCGCAAAUGAUCCAUCACAGGACUAUGUUGCAAGUGAUGGUGAAGAAGACCCUGAAGUUGAAUUCUUGAAGUCCCUGACAACCAAACAGAAGCAGAAGCUUCUCAGGAAAUUGGAUAGACUUGAAAAGAAAAAAAAGAAAAAGAAAAGUGAUAAGAAAAAGAAAAAAUUACAGAAGAGCAGAAGUAAACACAAAAAACGUAAAAACAAAUCUCCUUCCUCCUCCUCCUCUUCCUCCUCCUCUUCCUCCUCUUCCUCCUCCUCUUCUGACACUUCAGAAAGCAGCAGUGAAAGUGACAACAAAGAAAAGAAAAGAGAGAAGGAGAAGAGGAAGAAAAAGAAGAAAACCAAAUGUUCAGGAAGUAAAACAAAUGACUCUGAAGAGGAUAAGUCUAAGAACAAACUUCAUGAAGAAUUUUCUAGUAGUCACAGUGACAGGGGAAAAGCCAACGAAACAUUAAGGCUUCCAAAACAAGAGAGUUCUGGGGAGAAUAGCACCCGGGUCCAUUUUGGUUCUGACCGAAAGUCCAGAAACCAUCGUCAUAGUCCAGAGAUGAAAGGGUCUGACAGAAAUGGGGGAAUCCGAAGUCAUAGCAGGGCUGAGAGCAGCAGGAGAAGCAGAAGCAGGAGUCCUGGUAGUCACAGGCAAAGGGAGAUGAGGGACUGGCCUCAGUUGAGCCCUACUGAAGAGCGCACCAGAAGAAAAGACAACAGAAACCAUGGCAAUGGUGAACACAGAAGAGAGAGGGCGCGGUGAGCACCCAGGAGAUCAAGGGCAUGAGUGGCAGAGGGACAGCUCCUGGGAAUAAAGGACUCCAUUUUCUCACUGCAUAGCUUUAGCAAGGGCUGACCUGCACAUUAUUAUCUAAUAAAAAAAAAAAAAACUCUUAAUUUUCCAUCCCUAUAAACUGUCAUUUCAAGUAUUAGUACCACUGGUUGAGCUCACAGGUAUUUAUUUGUAGGGACUCUAUUUAGGGAAUAGAAAGUUUUGUUUCUGUUGGUAGCUUAUGCCUUGCACCAGAUUUAAAAUAUGUAAGUCAUUGUUAUUUUGUUGUUGCUUUGAAAUACCAUUAAAACAGUGACAACCUUGAGUAUUAUCAA